AUGGCGGCCUAUGCCGCCUUGGUUUCUCUAAUAAAUAUCAUAUACGACAUCGAGCAACAUCGUUCCCCACCCGUCUCUUUCAACAAACACCAAAUACAAUCCCUUGUAGAAUAUGUCAUCUUCCUACAAGAAUUUCUCCAAGCCUACAAGUCCCCUGUUUCUGACUGUGAUGAAGCAGAUCCCUUGGAGAUGCGUAUUGCGGAUGCAGCUUAUGCGGCUGAAGAUGUUAUCGAAUCUCAUAUCGUCCACAACAUUCAGCUCAGUAGAUCCAGAAGCUUAUUCAAUUCAGAUGUUGAUGAUGAACAGACUAGGUUGUAUCAAGGUGUACAAACUGUGAUAGAAGAAAUGGAUCGGAUCAAGAGAGUGGCGAUCGAGACCAACACGGAGAAGGUGGUGGUGUUUAGUGAUCAACGGCAUGGAUUCAUCUCUUCUUCCGCUGGAAAGAAGAGUAGUAGCAUGAUGGUGUUCUCUGAUCAAGUCUUGCAUAAGAUCAUGGAAAAGCUCGUUGCACACGAACCUGCUCGCCAAGUUAUCCCGAUUACAGGAAUGGGCGGGAUAGGUAAGACCGCUCUUGCUCAAACUGUUUAUUCGAAGCAAGUUAUUAAGGAGCGUUUUGAUAUUUGUGCUUGGGCAACUAUUUCUGAACAAUACAACACAAGAGAAAUUCUAUGCGAACUCGUUUCUCAAGCCACUAACAGUAAAAAGGAACAGCUAAGUGAGAGGAGUGCAGAAGAAUUAGGAUUAGAGCUCUACCAGUAUUUGUCGGGUAGAAGAUUUCUAAUUGUAAUGGAUGAUAUGUGGAAUAUUGAGUCUUGGAAUGAGACACAACAUUUCUUUCCCAAUAAUGAGAGUUGUAGUCGCAUAAUGGUGACGACUAGGCUAUCACAAUUGAGUUCUCAAUUGAACACUCUUUUUAGCCAUCAAAUGGAAUUACUUGACGAGAUAAGUAGUUGGGUGCUCUUCUCCAAAACGGUGUUUGGAGAGGAGCGUUUUCCUCCGGAACUGGAGAAAAUUGGAAAGGAAAUUGCGAACAAUUGCAGAGGACUUCCUCUAUCAAUUGUUGUAGUGGGUGGUAUUUUGGCAAAUAAGGAACACACACAAGAAUGUUGGGAAUCAAUAAGGAACAACUUAACUUCAAUAGUAAAUUUAGAGAAUGAUAAGCUUUGCUUGAGAUUGUUGAAAAUGAGCUACACCCAUUUGCCAGUCUACUUAAAACCAUGUUUUUUAUACAUGGGCGUGUUUGAGGAUGAUGAUGCAAUUAGCGUCUCAAAUCUCGUCAAUCUAUGGGUUUGUGAAGGAUUUCUUAAUCCAUUAGAUGGCAAAAGUUUGGAAACAAUUGGGAAAGGGUUCUUAAAGGACUUAGUUGAUAGAAAUCUCAUUCUAGUUGACGAGUUGGGGUCUACUGGAAAUAUAAAAAAAGUCAAAGUUCAUGAUUUGCUAAGAGACGUAUGCGUGAAUCAGGGUAAGAAAGAAGGGUUCUAUCAUGUGAUCGGAGAAUCUAGUCCGCGAGGUAUAAAUAGCCAACGCCGCAUUGUUAUACGCAAAAACACUUCAAAGGAGAAAGUCAUUGAAGACUUGCAAUAUGUGUCGCAUGCUCGUUCUAUUAUUUGUGAGGAUUGGGAAGUUCCACGGGGCCAGAAUUUCGAGUUGCUGAGGACAAUACAUGCAUACAAAUUUCGUACUUUCGAAUACGAAAGCUACGUGAAUUCUCUUGUGUUUGGAUAUGUUAACUUGCGGAACUUGGCCGUUGAAGUUGCUAGCAUGUCCUCAAUUGUUUCUCCUUUCAAUCAUCUUUGGAACUUGCAAACAUUGAUCAUUUCUUGUCCGCAUGAGUCUACUGCGCCUACUGAGAUCUGGACAAUGCCUCAACUAAGGCAUAUCAAUAUCAAGAGAAAAUUGAUUCUCCCAGAUCCUCCAAGUGAUGCUGUCGUCAUGGAGAAUCUAGUGGUUCUUGAGGGGGCACUUAAUUUCAAGUGCGGUGAAGAGGUGGUUAAGAGAAUUCCCAAUAUUAAUAAACUGAUGAUAAAGUAUUCAGGAAUGGGUCGUGACGACGAUUAUUAUCUAGAUAAUAUUGAAUAUUUGUGUAAAUUAGAAUCCCUCUUUAUCUUUUGUGAGUAUGGUUUUAGAGGGAAUGCCUCUUUGUAUAAUCUCACCUUUCCCCAAACCCUCAAGAGUUUGAAACUUGAGUUGAAAGAUGACUUUGAAUUGGAAAUGAUGUUGGAAAAGAUAGGUUCGUUGCCAGUUCUUGAGAAGUUCAAGUUGGGUGGCGGAUGCUUUGGCACAGGCAAGUGGGAAAUCUUUGAAGGCCAAUUUCCUCGCCUCAAGUACUUGUCAUUGUAUUCGUGUCGUAGACUGGAGCAUUGGACUGCAGAAGCGAGCACCAUCUUUCCACGCCUUGAAAAGCUUUCUCUUGUUCUUUUAAUAGGGUUGGAGAAUAUCCCUUCAGAAAUUGGAUACAUACCGACAAUCCAAAAAAUACAAAUGGUUCUUUGCAGUGAAUUGGUGGUGAAAUGUGCAAAAGAGAUUGUAGAGGAACAAAUGACUCUACAAGGGGACGAUCUCCCCUUUCAUGUUCACGUUCGGCAUCCACUUGAUAAGAACGAAGCAUCAAAGAGCUUGGUAGGUCCCAACUUCGAAGUUGUAUAUAGAAGAUGA
This is a messenger RNA of Salvia hispanica, 2655 nucleotides long. Its product is annotated as putative late blight resistance protein homolog R1B-16. Lineage: Eukaryota; Viridiplantae; Streptophyta; Magnoliopsida; Lamiales; Lamiaceae. Gene Ontology annotation, biological process: defense response to other organism. The record is from RefSeq and is a predicted model, not a curated record. Gene Ontology annotation, molecular function: ADP binding.